Molecule: messenger RNA, 1578 nt
Organism: Microstroma glucosiphilum
Lineage: Eukaryota; Fungi; Basidiomycota; Exobasidiomycetes; Microstromatales; Microstromataceae
Product: arsenical-resistance protein
Exons: 6
Coding region: 1-1578 (525 amino acids)
Biological process (GO): arsenite transport; antimonite transmembrane transport
Cellular component (GO): plasma membrane
Molecular function (GO): antiporter activity; antimonite transmembrane transporter activity; arsenite transmembrane transporter activity
Source: RefSeq, a predicted model, not a curated record
AUGUCGGCAAUGGGACAACCACAUCCUGCAGACUCACAAGUAGAAAAGGCAAGGGCAAGGGCACUGGAAUUGGGUCAGAAGAGGAAGCUCCUCGAUCGCGAAAUCCAAACACAUGCUGACGUCUUAAAGAGAGAAGGUGUCACUCUCACCUCUCCAUUGACCGAUGCUCAAGGGUUUCCUCUGAACUCGGUAGACAUCCCUUCGAUCCGCGCAGCACGGUCCAAGAUCAUCGCACUGCAGAAUGACCGCAAAGACAUCGACGCCGAGCUGGCCAGCUUGGUGGACGUAGCACUGGCGAGGGGAGACUCGGGAUCAUCAGAGAUUGAUAUGCAGCCCCUCCGACUCUCCACGAGCCAAGACCAAGAUCAAAAAUCCAUGCCUCCCUCUGCCACCGAGACUGGCCCUGCUACUCCGCCACUGCCUUCGGUAGAGAGCAAACAGACCGACGGCGACGUGGUGGUAACGCCAAAGGCUUUGCUGUCCAGCCUCUCCUUCCUCGACCGCUUCCUGCCCGUCUGGAUCUUCUUGGCAGUAGUCAUCGGCGUCGUCAUUGGCUACUUUGCCCCAGGUGUACAUGAUGCCUUUGCCACGGGCGGCGAAGUGCAAGGCGUUGCCGCACCUCUGGUGGUCGGUCUCAUCAUCAUGAUGUGGCCUAUCCUCACCAAGGUGCAGUACGAGCGGGGCAGAGAGCUCGUGCAAAGCCGACGAGUCUGGACACAAAUCGGCGUCAGCCUGCUCCUCAAUUGGAUCGCAGGACCUUUCAUCAUGCUCGGACUCGCAUGGGCUACGCUCCCUGAUCUACCUACCUACCGAAUUGGAAUCAUCCUCGUUGGCGUUGCACGAUGCAUUGCCAUGGUCAACAUCUGGGUCAGCCUCGCAAAGGGAGACUGCGACGUCUGCGCCCUAGUCGUCAUCGUUAACUCCAUCCUACAAAUCGUCCUCUUCAGUCCUUAUUCAAUCUUCCUCAUCAACGUCAUUUCUGAUGCCGACAACUUAAAUCUAGACUACUCUCACACGGCCAUUGCCGUCGCACUCUACCUGGGCGUACCUCUCGCGGCGGGAGUGGUGACUCGCUUCUCUGUAAUCUUCCUGAUGGGCAAGCAAAGAUUCCAAAACAUCUUCCUGCCCUACUUUGGAGCCCUAUCUCUCGUGGCACUCCUCUACGUCGUCAUUGUCAUCUUUGCCCUCCAGGCCAGGCGAGUCUUGGACAACAUCGGCCCCGUCUUCAGAUGUUUCGUACCGCUAGUGCUGUACUUUACCAUCAUGUGGGUGGGCACCUUUGUCCUCUGCUGGAGGCUAUCACGGAAAUACUCGCGCACAUUCGACUACCAAAUGACAGUCGUGCAGGCCUUUACUGCCGGAAGCAACAACUUCGAGUUGGCCAUUGCAAUCGCCGUCUCCGCAUAUGGAGCUGGAAGCGAUCAAGCACUAGCGGCCACCAUUGGGCCUUUCGUGGAGAUCCCUGUGCUGUUGGCCCUCACCUACGUAUCCCUCUGGCUAGGGAAGAAGUGGACGUGGGGAAGCAAGAAAGUAGGCGACGAUCUUGAAGGGAGCGUGGCCGCAAAGGAAAAAGCAUAG